This is a messenger RNA of Morchella sextelata, 741 nucleotides long. RefSeq lists its product as uncharacterized. Gene Ontology annotation, molecular function: protein binding. The record is from RefSeq and is a predicted model, not a curated record. The transcript has a single exon. Lineage: Eukaryota; Fungi; Ascomycota; Pezizomycetes; Pezizales; Morchellaceae. Bases 1 to 741 code for a protein of 246 amino acids.
AUGGAAAAUGCACUCGACAUCACCGUGUUCAUCGCUGAACAAUACAGGCGUCAGCAAAAGCUCUACGGCCUCCCAGAUGAGCCCUACAACGACAAAACUCUUGCCAAGAUGCUCAACGCCGGGCCAAGAAUCCACGUAUGCGAGGGAUCACAAAGCCUCAAGGCGCUGGGCAAGCACUACAGAAUGGUUUGGUCGUGUUUUAGCGGAGACAGCAUCUGCUCGUUCCGCAGGAUGAUGAUGCACGGCCAGGAGAGACUGAUUGGACGCAUGUUCGACCAUGGUGCCCGCGAAAUCGAGAAGGGUGCGGCUUUCAUGCAUGCGGUAGAGUUCAACCAUUAUGUGGUUGUCAAGAAGAUGCUGGAGCACGGAGUGGAUCCCCGUGGUUGUCGGUACUGGAAGUUGUCGCCAAUGUAUAUAGCCAUGCAAAUGAGGCACGCCAAGAUAGUUGAGCUUCUAUCGGAGGCGGGUGCGGAUAUGGCUGUGUGCACUGGAGAUAAUACCCUGACUGCCCUGCAUGUCGCUGCUGCGUUAGGCUAUGUGGAGGGGCUAAAGAUGUUGAUUGAAAGGUUUCAGAAAAAAGGGCUGAGCCUCGAUACCCUGGACUAUCAAGGGAAGUCAGCACUGAAUAGGGCAAAAAACGAAGAGUGGGACGAGUGUAUAAAGUGCUUAGAGCAGGCGGGGGCAACGGCUAUAGGCCCCGGCCCCACUAGUCCUCUUGGCUGGACAUUUCUGGAUGAUUAA